AUGGCUGGGCCCAAAAGCCAGGGCUGUACAAAGUAUGUGUGCGUGAUUGUACUCCUGGCGAUUUCAUUGUUUAUGGUGCCGUUCGCGUUUACAAACAGCGCUUGGACAGUGAUUGAGUACAACUAUGGAGAGUUUCAGGUGAGAAGAAGGUAAUUUGAAAUAAAUUAUGGAUUUUUUUGUGAAGAGAUCCAGUAAAACCGGAUUUUUCCAUCGAAAUAAGGAUAAAAUUCUUUUUUUGGUUAGAAAUCCUUAUAAUAUUGUCGCACUACGUAUAAAAAAACCAUCAAGUUCUGUUCAGAAAUAGAAGAUUUUUUUUCUGAACCGGUUUCUCAAACUCUUUGCUAAGAGUGUUAAAUCAAAGAAUAGAAGCGCUUUUUUAGAAAGAUCAAAAAAUGAACUGUUUGAGAGUGGCACGAUUUUUGAUCAGAGCAUGAACAUAUCCCUGAUUUCAGUAAAUUUCUGACUGAAAAUAAUACUGCCUUCUAGGUCAGCUCGGUACAGUUCUUCUCAAAUUUAUUUUUGUUACAUUUUUCAUGAAUUGUCAGCAUUUUUGGCUAUUUUUUUCAGCCUCCAUUUGAUCAUCAUAGAAAGAGCGAAAUAUUGAGAUAAAAAAGAAUCGAAAAAAAGUUGAAGCACGUAGAAUGAUUAAAGCCGCCUUGAAUAGAAUGAACUUGCCAGUCGGUGUCCAGGUUUCACAGUAGAGCGCCCUUUUUUUAUCUAGCUUGUAGAACAUUUGGUCAAUGUUUAUUUUCAUUUUUUUCUUUUAGGCAAUGUACUAACAAUUAGAAAGAGCAAGUAUCUUUCAUUACAUAGAUUCUCUGACAAUCAAAAACAAAAAGUUUUCAAUCAUUUCGAGUAACAAAAGCGAUCACACUAUUUUUCCAGCGAGGAAUACGUCCUUGGGAUUGUUAUGCGCACAAAGACAUAGACGAAGGCGAGGCAAAGUGUCUGGAAUGGGGCAGCGUCGAUCGGGCGAAGAAAUUUCCGCCGCCUUUCGAAAAGGUUCUUCCGUCCAGCAGCUGUGAGUUUAGGAAGCUUUAAAUUCGAAAUCGUGAGUCAUCUAGCAAACGAAGCGAUUUUGCAAGAGUUUGAAGGCUUUUCGACAGAAUUCAAGUAAAUUUUGUUCACUAUUUUCGAUCAUCCUAGCAUUUGAAAUAAACCUAAAGUUUAUUUGAAAGGGAUUGAAAAAUAAGUGAAGUUCCAAAUUUCUGUAUUCAUUCUGCCUUGACCUGGUGAUGAAAAUAUAAGAAGACUGAAAUUUUCAUUCAGAUUUCUCAAUGUCGCGACAAUUUUUCAGUUCACAAGUUCCUUUUUGAAGAAUGUAAAAAAAAAUGUUUUCAGUGUCCCGAGCCUUAAACUGGCUACCUCGGAUCAUAAUUAUUUUGCUGAUCUUAGUCUUUUUGAUUGAGUUCUAUCACUGCUGUUGCACAGAAUCGAACACGAAAAAUGAUGAACUCUGCAUUCUUGUAGAGUUUGGCAUCAAUUGCGUUCUCGGUUUGUUCAUAUAGUUUCAGUCAAAAUGAAAAAGGCGAAAUUCAGGAUUUUUAUGGCUGUUCACUCUUUUUUACAAAGGUAUCACAGCCUACACUACCGUGAUCAUAGAGCCGUUCCCACCAGGAGCUCAGGUGAGCUGUAGUUUUCUUUUCAAAAAAACAUAUUUUUUCUACUUAUUAUUUCAAAAACGUUCAACUGGAUUUUUUCCUGCUCAAAGAGUUUGUGCAGAAACGGAGAGAAAAUUAAGCUAUUAGAUUUUUGAAACAAGUCUUCUGUAUUUGAAACUCCCUCAAAAUAGUCAAAUUUAUUUUUCACAAAAUUUGAGCGAGAUGAUAUUUGAAUCCAAUUGUUGAAGCUCCAGACAAGCAAAAUCACUUCAGUAUGAAGUUUCGAAUUCCUCGUUGAUUUUUUCGGAAACUAUUUGUAUGUCAAGAAGAAGAUUGUGAUAAUCGACAAAUAGGAAAAAUCCGUUUUGACAUUUUUGAGAAUUGCCCUUGAGCACUGAAUUCAGAUCCAAAAUCGUCAUUGACCAACUAUCAAUGUUCGUUUAACUGAACUGAAAAACAUGGCGCAGGUAGCGACUAUAAUCGAUUUUUUCCUUGAUUUCCGAAGAGCUUUUAGGGCUUUUUGAUAGAGGAAAUCAAGCUAGUAGACAUUUUUUUAUGUUUCCUGUGAGCUUGAGCGAUGAUGAACAGAGAUAAUUCCAAAAUUAACGGAAAUUUUUCAGCAACGUCUUGGAACUGGAUGGUUCUUAUUCCUACUCAGUUUCAUUUUCUUCGCGAUAAGCGCUUUAAUCAUGCUGCAUGAAGUUCCAGCACUUUUGAAAAAAAGAGGACAUCAGCGAGUUCCAACAGGACACCACGAAAUGAGCCGAAGGACCAUUCCCAGUAAUGUCGCCCAACACUAUUUGAAUGAGCCGAUAUCUUCUCAUUAG
Molecule: messenger RNA, 2428 nt
Organism: Caenorhabditis auriculariae
Lineage: Eukaryota; Metazoa; Nematoda; Chromadorea; Rhabditida; Rhabditidae
Source: the annotation of a GenBank genome assembly